Messenger RNA from Diaporthe batatas, 486 nucleotides. RefSeq lists its product as uncharacterized. The transcript has a single exon. NCBI's taxonomy places the organism in Eukaryota, Fungi, Ascomycota, Sordariomycetes, Diaporthales, Diaporthaceae. The coding region runs from base 1 to 486 and encodes 161 amino acids. The record is from RefSeq and is a predicted model, not a curated record.
AUGCUUUCCACGGGGAAUAUCAUCCUAAUCGCAGGGCUAUCUAUAGUCUUCCUCCUGUGUUGGGCAUGGGUGCCGUUCGCCCUGGUAGCGAAGCUGCUCGGGUUGGGUGGGCACCGAAAAAAGCUUGAGGGCGACCUGCUCCCGGUGCGCGCCACCGCAGGCGAGGUACGUUACCGGGCCGAGGGCUUCGUCCCGCCGUCCCAGGCACUGCAAGACGACCCCCAAGCCUUCGACCCAGAGGCGCGCCACCACGAGUUCCUCAAGACGGACCCGCGUCUGGCAGAGCAGCAUUUCAAGACACGAGAGACCAGGGAUGCGUACGAGGCCACGUUCGGCCUGGGCCGCACGAAGAGUAUGUCGGCGGCGUCGGCGACACAGCAAAUAGACGGUGGUGUCCAGAAGCCGGCCGCUACGCUGAGUCGGAAUCAGGGCAAGGAGGUGUGGGAGAAAGCCGACGAUCAGGCCGAGGACCAGCAGUGGAUUUGA